Messenger RNA from Cooperia oncophora, 240 nucleotides. The record is from the annotation of a GenBank genome assembly. Lineage: Eukaryota; Metazoa; Nematoda; Chromadorea; Rhabditida; Trichostrongylidae.
AUGAUUAGGUGGAAGAAACCUAUUCAACGAUCAAAAAAAGAACAGAGAAAGUCAAUCUAUUCCUACAUUGUUAAUGAGGUGAAGCCUGUGCUCACCGAACUUGGAAUCCCUACUCCAGAGGAGCUAGGCUAUGAUAAACCAGAAUUCUUCAUUACUCAGCCUGACGUUUGGUGGGAGAAGAAUGGUGUGCUGAGUAUGGAUACGACAAGAAGCUUGUCUUCUAAUAUUGAAGUAGUGUAG